Rotaria sp. Silwood2 is the source of this 1122-nucleotide messenger RNA. NCBI's taxonomy places the organism in Eukaryota, Metazoa, Rotifera, Eurotatoria, Philodinida, Philodinidae. The record is from the annotation of a GenBank genome assembly.
AUGUUCAUUAUGAGUACAACAACAACACCUAUAAUAUCUAAUACAAAGACAAUAACGAUAUUAUCUCAAGAACAAUUAUUUCUACUUUUUAAAAAUCCAGUUUUGGUUAUUCGAUUCUAUCAAAUUGGUUAUUUGUUUACAUUUCUACUUGGUUUUCCUGGUAAUAUAGCUAGUUUAUUUACAUUCUCACAACCAACAUUACGAAAAAUAUCAACUGGUUGUCUUUUUAUUACUUUGGCUAUUUCAGAUACAUUAUAUUUACUUAUAUGUAUCUUUGAUUUUUUAGAAUUUGGUUUACAAAUUCGUUUCUAUCAUUAUGUUGCAUAUGAUGAACUUUGUCGAUUUCGUUCAUUUAUAAUGAAUGUAGCUCAAGUUUCAUCAGCAUGGAUAUUAGUAAUAGUUUCUAUUGAUCGAUGGAUUCGAACACGAUUUCCAUUUAAAUCAGGUUCAAUAUGUACACCAAAAAAAGCUUUGAUUGCUGUGGGUGUAUUACUGGUGGCAGAUAUUGCUAUUCAUGCUCAUAUAUUAACACCUAUGUUUGGAAUAUUUAUACCUGGUUUUUCAAUCGUAGCAUGUGGACCCACUCUAACAAACAUGCCAUACUUUCAGUUCUACUUUAUGACAUGGAGUAUAGUUCAAAUCUUUACUACUUGCUUAGUACCUGCUGCUAUAAUGUUGGUUAUUCUCAUCGAUAUAUUUAUUAUUGUUCGUGCUCGUAAACGAGUGGCUAUUCGACCAGUUCAAUUCACUUGUUGUAAUAAAAAUAUGAAACAACAAAACAUUCUUCAAAAACAAAUAUUUAUUCUUAUGCUUGCAAGUAUUUGUAUUUUUCUGAUUACUUGUCUUCCGUUGGCGAUAUAUAGAGUACAAUCACCGCGACAAGGAGCUAUGUCACUUACUAUUUUUCAGAUAGUUUCGAUUUGGGCAAGCUUAGGAUGGUUUCAAAGUCUUUUUCAUGCAGUCAGUUUUUAUAUUCAUUGUCUUAGUUCAACAUUUUUUCGUAAACAAUUCAAAGAAAGAAUUAAACGAAUAUUGAAUGGACGUCGACCUCCAGUGAUUCUUAUGGAAUCAACUGCAACAGUUCAACGAAUUCAGCCCCGUGAAGCGCUGACGAAAUAUUAA